GGCUGAAAGAGCAGUGGGAGGUGUUUUUGCAGUGGGAAAAGUGCAAGAGAAAGCAGACAGAGUCAUCAGUUAGAGCUGCUCGCAGGGUUUUAAGCUAUUUAAAGGGAGAUUAACCGGAGAACAUGAGGAACUUUCUCAUCGACCUGAUUCUCUUAUGGAUCGCCAGCCACGUGAGCGCGCGGACGGUGAACAACGCCACCGGUUUAUCGACAGGUGUGAACAUGACCGUUACAGAGAACGUGGAGGAUCAGAUAUCGGAGUCAGCGAUUAAAUCGAGGAGGAAGCGAUAUAUUUCUCAGAGCGAUAUGUUGGCCAUCGUUGAUUAUCACAAUCAGGUGCGAGCUCGAGUGUUUCCUCCAGCAGCUAACAUGGAGCACAUGGUGUGGGAUGAGUCUCUGGCACGUUCAGCAGAGUCCUGGGCUGCCACCUGUAUCUGGGAUCACGGACCUCCAUAUCUGCUCCGAUACCUCGGCCAAAAUCUCUCCGUCCGCUCGGGCAAUUACCGGUCAAUACUGCAGCUGGUGAAGCCCUGGUACGAUGAGGUGAAGGAUUACAUGUUCCCGUACCCGUAUGACUGCAACCCCACGUGCCCCAUGCGCUGUUUUGGCCCCAUGUGCACACAUUACACACAGAUGGUUUGGGGGACAACAAACCGAGUGGGCUGUGCAGUUCAGGUGUGUCACAACAUGGUGGUGUGGGGAUCCGUGUGGAGACAAGCAACCUACCUGGUCUGUGAUUAUUCCCCAAAGGGGAACUGGAUAGGUGAAGCGCCCUACAAAGUGGGCGUGCCGUGUUCAGCCUGUCCCCCGAGCUACGGAGGAUCGUGUAGGAACAACAUGUGCUUCCCGUCAGUUAACUCCAACUUCAUGUACUGGUUUAAGUGAGCUGCCAUACAGUAGCAGAGCAAACAUACACGCGUGUACUAUCAGUGUCUUUUGAUAAAUAUAUACGGUGAGUUUUGUACAGCAGCAGGAGAGUUUAUAUGAAUCACACGUACAAUUCCAGAAAUGGUGCUGAUGUUAAAAUGGUGCUGAUGUUAAAAACUUUUUUAUUACUACAGAUCAUCAUAUUGAUGCUCUUGAUAGUGCAAGUGUGUAGUCCUGUGUGGUCAAGGCUUGACAUAUCUAUAAAUUAUUCAGUCUGUUAUAGAUAUAUAUAUACUUAGACAUGAUUUCUGAAUUUGCAUAUUCAGAUGUCAUGAGCCACGAUCUGCCAUGUUAUAAUCUCAGUCUGUGUGUAGCUACAACAUGCAGUGGUUGUGGUUGUUUGUAAGCAUGUGCUAUAAACACUGUGUGUGUGUUACACUGAAAUACUACGUGACGGGGUGAUGUGAUGAAGCGAAGUUACUGCCACCACCCCGAAGAUUAUUGAUUAUUUUCCUAUAACAGCACGUCCCCAAGUGUUUUAUUCUUCUUACACUACAGCAAUUAGUCAACGAUUACAGUUUUUUUAGCUAUUAAUGAGUGACAGCAUACUUUUUUUCUGUUUAUAUAUACCUUUAAUGUUUUAGAACGUCCACAAAACAAGUUAGCUCCUGUUUUCACUUACGUUAUAGCAGCUAUAAACAGUCGUUCCAUCAUCAGCAUCUCUUUAUUCUGACAUUAAUAAAAUAAAAAAAGCACCACUUGUCAUGUUUAAGUCCAGAAAAAGCUGCUAUAUUUUUAUUACUCCUCCUGAGAAAUGGUGCUUCAUUGUUCAACCGGGUUAAACAUCUGGUCCACACACACACACACACGCUCACACACACAAACCUUCUGUUAUUUUUCAAAGUAGCAACUUUGUGGAUUUUUCUUUCUAUUAUUUAUUAUCACUAUUGUUUAGCGCCCUUGUCGACUUUUUUGCUAAUCCUGCUCUGUAUCUCAGAGGAGGCGUCAGACCCAGAAUAAAGCCAAAUCACUGCAAAUGUGGACAAACCAACAUGUUUUUAAAUUUGAAUAAAAGCAGUCUGGCAGCUUCGCACUCUUCUCAAACAUGUAAAAUGUUAUCAGGAGAAAAAACAGCCUCUUCCUGCAGGUUUUUUUGUUUUGUUUUUUAAAUCACUGAGGUACAGCGCCAUCAUCUGGACAGGAGGUGCACUGCUUUAAAUGUGUUCUGUUCAUUCACAACACACUUCAUGUGUGAUAGUGCUCAAUAGACUCAUCACUAGGCUGGACUGCACUGAAGAUGUAAAUAUUUUUGGAUUGAUUGUAUUCUUUUGUCCAUGUAUGAUUUGGAUAUUGUACUCAAUAAAGAGGUGCUGUGUUUGAGAAGAACGUAAACAUGACAGUGUUUGUGCUGGAGGUCUUAAACUUCUCCGACAUGUUGAUGAAGAUAAAUUGGGUGAAUAAAGCUGCUGCACAUCUGCACACGGUUCGAAUCAGACCCGAGAAAAUGAGAAACACCAAAUCAGCCAUGGGUUUGUUUUGGCCUUUACUUUUAUUUCUCUAACUUUAACAAACCUGCAGCGUUGGCAUGGGUUCUGAGGUGAUCGGAAAUUAAACAAUUACCCCCCCUUCCCUUUCGAAUAACAACAGCUCUAUUAACUCUAUUGGUUCAGCUUUCACAGAAUAUAUACAUAUGUAUAUAUAAAUAUAAUUUACGAACGAACUGAGGAACCUGGAAAGACCAAAGCCAUGUGUUUCUCCUCGCCAUGUUUUAGAACGGAAAUUACAUCAGCACACAAUGAAUUCUGGGUAGUGGUGGGAAUUCUGGCAUUAUGGGAAAGUUUUUCGAGCGAGUCGGAUCAUUUGGCUCAGCUCACCAAGAAGACUCGACUCUUUCGCCUCCCAUUUGACUCUCUCCUUUUUUAAAGGUAUUUUUCACCUGUGAUUGUUGUUCUUUGCUGAAUUAUGGCUGAGAUUGUUCCAUGAAAUCUUACUCUACCUUCUAAUUAACAAAAUACAUUAAAUAUAAUUAAAUCAGUGUUAACCUAAAUCAGCAAGGCACUACAAAUGCAUCCCUGCUUUAACAUUAUU
Messenger RNA from Ictalurus furcatus (blue catfish), 2954 nucleotides. It is a transcript of the gene pi15b, whose product is annotated as peptidase inhibitor 15b. Lineage: Eukaryota; Metazoa; Chordata; Actinopteri; Siluriformes; Ictaluridae. The transcript has 6 exons. The coding region runs from base 123 to 884 and encodes 253 amino acids. The record is from RefSeq and is a predicted model, not a curated record.